Molecule: messenger RNA, 348 nt
Organism: Vavraia culicis subsp. floridensis
Lineage: Eukaryota; Fungi; Microsporidia; Pleistophoridae
Exons: 2
Coding region: 1-348 (115 amino acids)
Molecular function (GO): peptidyl-tRNA hydrolase activity
Source: RefSeq, a predicted model, not a curated record
AUGUUAACUCAGUAUGUUUUUGUACGCAACGAUCUAAAGCAGUACAAUCGUGGACAGUUGAUAGUACAAGGAAUACAUAGCAGUACAGCUGCGCUGUUCAAGUUCAAAGAUCAUCCUGAUACGGUAGGCUACACCAGUGAUUUGGAGAAUAUGACCACCGUGGUACUAAUGGCAGACGAGCACGAACUCAAGGAUGUUGAACAGUUCCUUGCUAAUAAUCGGUAUGAUUAUCAUACAUGGGUUGAAAUGCCCGAAAAUAUCGUUACCUCUGUGGCCAUGCGACCAGUCAAUCUGAGGCACGAUGAAAGACUGAAAGCCUUUCUAUUUAGAUAUAAGCUAUUUAAAUGA